Molecule: messenger RNA, 1082 nt
Organism: Aedes aegypti (yellow fever mosquito)
Lineage: Eukaryota; Metazoa; Arthropoda; Insecta; Diptera; Culicidae
Gene: Rab35
Product: ras-related protein Rab-35
Exons: 5
Coding region: 288-938 (216 amino acids)
Biological process (GO): endocytic recycling
Cellular component (GO): endosome membrane; plasma membrane
Molecular function (GO): GTP binding; GTPase activity
Source: RefSeq, a predicted model, not a curated record
UAAACGCCUGUGACUGAUGUCAGCCGCGACGAGAUGCUGCUGAUGGUUUUUUCCUUUCAUCCUUCUUGGUUCGCAACAAAACAUUGUUUCGUGUUUUUCGAUAUUUUAGCCGUAAAAGUGUUAAGUUUAUCCUUAAAACCUUCAUCAAACUGUUCUGUAGUAUGUGCGUCUGCUAAGGUGUAACCGAUUGCGUCCCGGCGAGCAGUGAAAGUUGGCAAAACAGCACUUUUCGAGACAGCUUGGUGAAUCCUCCAAAAAGAUUGUGCCUCCCUGCCUGGACAGAAAUAAUGGCCCGAGAAUACGAUCAUUUGUUUAAGCUUCUCAUCAUCGGUGAUAGUGGUGUGGGCAAAUCUUCCCUUUUGAUACGUUUCUCAGACAACACAUUCUCCGGCAGUUACAUAACAACCAUAGGUGUCGAUUUCAAAAUACGGACAGUGGUCAUAAACGGUGAACGCGUCAAGUUACAAAUAUGGGAUACUGCUGGACAGGAACGAUUUAGAACUAUAACAAAUACUUAUUACCGAGGAACUCAUGGUGUUAUAGUGGUAUACGAUGUAACCAAUGGCGAAUCAUUUGCCAAUGUGAAACGCUGGCUUCAGGAAAUUGAAGCUAAUUGUGACGUAGUGAACAAAGUUCUAGUCGGAAAUAAAAAUGACGACCCCGCCAGGAAGGUUGUGAUCACCGAAGACGCGCAACGUUUUGCGAACCAGAUGGAUAUACAGCUUUUCGAAACCUCAGCCAAAGACAAUAUAAACGUAGAGGAAAUGUUUCUAGCCAUCACCGAGCAAGUGUUAAGGCAUAAAAAGCAAACGCAAAAAACAGGUUCAAUCGGAUCAAAGCAACGACACCGUCAAUCUGCGCAAAGGAGCCAACAUAAAGAAAAAGAACAAAUGUUGCUAGUACUAUCACGUGUUUGGUUGAUAUGUGUUAGCAGGUAAAAAAAUGUAACAUCCGGCAAAUGAGGGGGAAUAAGAGCUGAACGCAUACAAUACACUCUGUAAUUAUAUAAAUGCUAUCUAAUAUAUUUAUACUGAUUACGAUAUCAAACACUGUAGCAAAUAGACGCCAAUUUUUAACCCGUG